AUGUCCUCGAGUGAAGACGAAGACAUCAGACCGGAGGAAACGCACGAAAAUGAGGGACGGCGCAAGAAGCGGCCCCGGGCGUGCGAUCUAUGUAGGAGGAGGAAAGUUAGAUGCAAUGGGCCAGAAACCCCAAGUCGUGAAUGUACGAGUUGCGUCAAAGCCAAAAUUCCAUGCACAUAUGUCGAAGAAUCCAAGCGACGCGUGCCUACCCGGAAGUAUAUUGCAAGCCUCGAAGACAGGAUAACGGAAUUGCAUGAUGUCUUACGACAGUUGUGUCCGGACGACAAAUUAUACGACGAAUGGGUCAAGUCGCUCACAGGAAGCACUGCAGGCAAGCUUACCGACCCCAGCUAUCUCGUGCGAGACUCUUCAACCUCCAGCGAUCUGGGAAGGGAGGUGCUCGAGGGGUGGGCUUACGCCAUCCGUUCUGUCAAUGACGACGUUGCUCCGCCCCAGCAGGACGACGAGCCACACGUCGUUGCGAGCAGCUUGGACACGAAUCGGUUUUUCGGAAAGUCCAGCGGGGAAAUGCUCAUUCGCGAAGCCAUUUGUAUGAAGACGAAGCUCGUUGGCGAAGAACAGUAUCCUCAACAGAUAUUGCGUAAGAGACGCGAAGAGUUUUGGGUGCUCCGACCGUGGGAAAGGAGGUUUGAAAUUGGACCACCACGCCGUUACACUUUUCCGGGGCCUGAUCUUGCCAAAGAACUUCUCGACCUCUUCUUCGAGCGCCUCAACCUUCACCUCCCACUUCUUCAUCGGCCUUCUUUUGAGAGAUCGGUUCGAGACGGCCUCCAUUAUACCAACGAAGGUUUUGCCGCCGUCUACCUCCUCGUCUGUGCUGUUGGCGCACGGUUCUCGAACGACCCAAGAGUCCGCGUAGACGGCGUGGAGUCAUAUCUCUCUGCGGGAUGGAAAUGGUUCAACCAAGUGGAGAUCGGGAAGACUUCUCUCCUCUCGCUUCCAUCGCUCUACGACCUCCAACAAUCGUGUUUGGUCGUAUUGUUUCUGCAAAGCUCCUCGGCCCCGCAAGCGGUUUGGACCAUGGUCGGCAUAGCUCUUCGCUUGGCACAGGAUGUGGGUGUGCACAGGCGUCGGAGCUCACAGCCGACGGCUGAAAACGAGCUCUGGAAGCGGGCUUUCUGGUUUCUCAUCUGCAUAGACAGGCUCACUAGUGUUUCUGUUGGUCGUCCGUGUGCUAUCCAAGAGCACGACUUCGACCUCGACAUGCCCGUCGAGUGCGAUGACGAAUACUGGGAGCAUCCGGAUCCUGAGCAGCGGUUCAAACAACCGCCGAAUAAACCCUGCACAGUUACAGGCUUCGUCUUAUUCCUGAGGCUGAUGCUCAUCAUGAGUUGUUGCGUUCGAGGAAUUUAUUCGCUCAGCAAGACAAACGAAUGGUUUGGUCUGGUGGGGCAGCAGUGGAAAUCCCGUAUUGUCAUGGAGCUGGACUCGAGCCUCAAUAAAUGGCUCAAUUCCGUACCAGACUAUUUGACUUGGGACCCGGAUCGCGAAAACAUUAACUACUUCAACAUCUCUGCAGAGCUCCAUGCCACUUACCAUCAUAUACGAAUACUUAUUCAUCGUCCAUUUAUCUCUUCUCGGAUUAAACCCUCUCCCUUCCCGUUCCCUUCUCUCUCCAUAUGCGCCCAUUCUGCUCGUGCCUGUGUGCGUAUCGCGGAUGCGCAACGUCGGAAGUAUACCGCUAUGGGACCUCCCCCUCCCGUCCAGAUAGCUGUUUUUACAUCAGGCAUUGUCCUACUGCUUAAUAUGUGGAUUGGAAGACAUUCGGGCUCCUCGCCGUCACAGAACGCCGAUGAUAUGGUGUAUGUAUCACAAGCCCUCAAAGCGUUGAAAAAGAGUGAGGAACGGUGGCAACAGGCUGGCAAAUUUUGGGAUCUCUUGUCUGAACUCUCUGCCAUGGGUGAGGGCUCUCAUACGCGGCAGGAAGUGUCAUCGGCUGUCGAUGUCGCGUCGCCGAUAUGUAGCCUGUCGCCCGGUUUCCUUGAGGCAGAAGAAACCAGCCCUCCUCUUUCUCGUGCACCAGGUGGCAUGGUACCCGACGAAUACCCCUCUUUGUCUGACCUGUUGUAUCGGAACGGUCAGCACGACGCUGUGGCAGCCACCUCGAAUAAGUCGUCAGAUCUUUCCUACGACUUCUCUUCCCUCGAAAAUCCCCAGCAGAACACCGAAUCAUACGAGAGCGUCUCCUUAUCACAGCCGCUACCACAGGUCGCGCAGGGAUCCGCGCAAGACGUCGCCUCUGUGCCUCCUAGUUUCCCGUCUUUUGAUACGUCGCUGGGGACAUUGGGAUCAAGCGACGUUCAAAACACGAGCAUAGCCGACGACUUUAUGGCGUUCUUGAGUAGAAGUAAUGCCCGGUCGACCGACCAACUCCAUUCGGAGAGCUUCGAACGGCCAGAAUCUGGCAAUGCAAUGGGCAUGUGGUCGAAUGCACCAACUGGGUUUGGCCUCGAUGAUUGGGAUAUGUAUCUGACAAACAUGAACGAGUCAAGCUGCGAACAAAGUUCUAGUUGGCGCACAUCCGAGUUGUAG
This is a messenger RNA of Cyclocybe aegerita, 2553 nucleotides long. The record is from the annotation of a GenBank genome assembly. NCBI's taxonomy places the organism in Eukaryota, Fungi, Basidiomycota, Agaricomycetes, Agaricales, Hemipholiotaceae.